AUGCCGCCGCCGCUGCUUCUAGAUGACAAUCUCCUCAUGGAAAUCCUGUCAUGGCUUCCGCUCAAACCUCUCAAGCAAGUCAGGUGCGUCUGCAAGUUUUGGAAUUCACUCAUUACCAGUCCUCAAUUCGCUAAACUGCGACAGCAACGAUCAGCAGAUAUCUGCUUGAUGUUCGGAUACCCCGACAUUGAUUCCGGUCAGUACAGUGCCUCAUCUUGUUCUGUAAGUUCGUUUCUGGAAAAUCAUUCACGCAUUGUAGCAGCAAGUCGACAUGAACCCCAGCUUAGGCCAUUGAACAAAAAGUACCUCUUCGCUGAGUACCGUUUCAUCGGAACCUGCUACGGGUUGAUCUCUCUUCUCAACGUCUUAUAUGAUCUUCUGGAUCAAAAAUAUUGUUACCGGAUCAGUUUAUGGAACCCAACUUUGAACUCAAUUUCUCAAGAGUGGCAACCUUUAUAUAGCGUAGAAAAACGUACUUUUGGGUUUGGCUAUGAUUACUUCAGUAACACGUUUAAGGUUGUGGCUGUUAAUAGGACACAAAUGAUGGAAGUUUACAACAUGGGUGGUAAUAGUUGGAGAAGCAUUAAGUCCUCCUAUGCUUUUCCUAAUACACAACAAGAGCAAGAUGGAGUAUACCUGAGCGGUACUCUUAACUGGGUAGGACUUCGCGACAUUGUUUCCUUCGAUUUGGGGAAAGAGAACUGGGCACAAUUGUCACUACCACGAUGUCGCAACUCAUUUGAUAUCACAACUCUUGGGAUUUUGAGGGAUUGCCUAUGUGUAUUUUAUUAUUCGUCGAACCAACAUCUUGUGAUUUGGCAAAUGAAGAAGUUUAGAGUACACGAUUCUUGGACUCAGAUCAUGAAGUUUGAUUACACACGUUCUUCUUUUCCAUUAUAUAAAGCAUUGGUUCCACUUUUCAUGUCUGAUAAUGAUGAUGUCGUGUUGCUGUCGGAAGCUCAAGUACAGGGGCGGAGCCACAGGGGUGGCUUACCGGUGCUCCGCGCCCCCGAGUCUUUUCGAUAUUCAGUUCUACUAUGUAUAUUUUUCUUCUAG
Molecule: messenger RNA, 1056 nt
Organism: Lotus japonicus
Lineage: Eukaryota; Viridiplantae; Streptophyta; Magnoliopsida; Fabales; Fabaceae
Product: F-box/kelch-repeat protein At3g23880-like
Exons: 1
Coding region: 1-1056 (351 amino acids)
Molecular function (GO): protein binding
Source: RefSeq, a predicted model, not a curated record